AUGCUAUUAACUACUGUUGUUCCAAUCAUUCCCGAUUAUCUUUAUCAACUUGAACAUGAAACCGAUCCUAUCUAUCAAGUUUUAGCAAAAAAUUGUUCAAAUUUUGCACCUGUUCGACGUUCUGACUAUUUUCAGCGACAUCCCACGGCAUUACAUCAAUAUUUAGUUGAUAUAAAUUGUACGGAUCUUGAUAAUUGGGCAAUGAAUGUAAUUCAAAUAGAACAUGGUAACAAAAAAAUAGUUCUAGUUAAGGAGAAUUCACGUGUUGGUAUUAUGUUUGCUUCCAAAGCAUUUGUACAAUUAAUCAUAAAUCCAUUUAUUGGACCGUUGACAAAUAGGGUCGGCUACAGUAUACCAAUGUUUUCCGGUUUUGUGAUCAUGUUCUUAUCAACAAUAACAUUUGCAUUUGGGAAAAGUUAUACGGUGUUAUUUAUUGCUCGUGCAGUUCAAGGAAUAGGUUCAGCAUGUUCAAGUGUCUCAGGUCUUGGUAUGUUGGCUGAUAGAUAUCCGGAUGAUGAAGAACGAGGCCGAGCAAUGGGAAUUGCUCUAGGCGGUCUGGCACUUGGGGUUUUAGUGGGUCCACCGUUUGGCGGAUUUAUGUAUGGAUUUGUUGGAAAGGCAUCACCAUUUCUUAUAUUAGCAGCACUUGGACUAUUUGACGGAUUAUUACAAUUAACUGUUUUGAAGCCUGGUGUAUCAACAGAAACUGCGGAAGGUGCAUCAUUAAAAACACUUAUACAAGAUCCUUAUAUUCUCGUGGCUGCAGGUGCCAUUACAUUUGGCAAUAUGGGAAUAGCAAUGAUGGAACCAUCAUUACCCAUUUGGAUGAUGGUCAAAAUGAACUCGUCUGAAUUCCAACAGGGACUUGCAUUCCUACCGGCUAGUAUUGCUUAUUUGAUUGGAACAAAUAUUUUUGGUCCAAUGGCACACAGAAUUGGAAGAUGGUUAUGUUGUAUGAUUGGUUUGAUUAUUAUUGCCAUAUCUUUAUUAUGCGUUCCACUAGCAACGUCAAUAUGGGGUUUACUUUUGCCAAAUGCUGGUUUAGGUUUUGCUAUUGGAAUGGUGGAUAGCUCAAUGAUGCCACAAAUGGGUCAUCUUGUCGAUAUUCGUCAUUCAUCCGUGUACGGAAGUGUUUAUGCUAUUGCUGAUGUGGCAUUUUGUCCGGGUUUGAGUGGCUUUAUCGUUCGAACACUUGGAUUUCAGUGGAUGUUAUACACCAUUUCUCUUAUUUGUUUACUCUAUGCUCCAUUAAUGCUGUUCCUACGAAAUCCGCCUGGCAAAGAUGAAAAAGUGGUUUGUAAUUCAUACGUUUAA
Molecule: messenger RNA, 1314 nt
Organism: Didymodactylos carnosus
Lineage: Eukaryota; Metazoa; Rotifera; Eurotatoria; Philodinida; Philodinidae
Source: the annotation of a GenBank genome assembly